This is a messenger RNA of Nelumbo nucifera (sacred lotus), 1406 nucleotides long. The record is from RefSeq and is a predicted model, not a curated record. NCBI's taxonomy places the organism in Eukaryota, Viridiplantae, Streptophyta, Magnoliopsida, Proteales, Nelumbonaceae.
AUGGCUGCUUCAUCUCUUCUUCGUCUCUUCUCUUCUUCUGUUCUUCUUCUCCUCCUCCUCAUCUCUCCCUCUCACUCCCUUCGCUCUUCCAAACCUCGUUCACUAGUCCUUCCAGUCAGAAAAGAUGCCUGGACCUCACACUACCUCACCUACAUUCACCAGAGAACUCCAUCUGUUCCCGUAAAACUUGUCGUCGAUCUCGGUGGCUCGUCCUUAUGGGUCGACUGUGAGUCCAACUACGUUUCGUCCUCCUACUUCCCAGCUCGUUGCGGUUCAACCCAAUGCUUGCUUGCUAAUACUACCCGCUGCUACAGUUGCACCCGCGUCCCUGGUCCUGGUUGCAACGAAAACAGUUGCAAUCACAUACUGUACAACCCAAUUUCUGGGGUGUUAACAGCUGGAGAGGUAGCCAGAGAUGUCGUCACCCUCCAAUCCACAGAUGGCUUCAGCCCUGGACCCUCCACAGCUUUCCGCAGCUUUGCGUUCAUAUGCGCUCCAAGAGACAUCUACGUCUUGAAAAACCUCGCCGGCGGUGCAAAAGGAAUCGCAGGCCUUGGCUGGGCUCCUCUAGCUCUGCCAUCCCAGUUGGGGUUCCACAGAAAAUUUGCUCUUUGUCUAUCGCCGUUGACGGAAGAGAAUGGCGUCGUCAUCUUCGGUGAUGGGCCGUAUGUGUCUGGGACGAAGCUCGUUUACACUCCUCUGAUCACCAAUUCUGUGAACAGAAUGGGACCCUUUUUCAAUGUCUGGGAACCAUCCUCCGAUUACUACAUUGGAGUGACAUCAAUCCGAAUCAAUGGAAAGCCUGUGGCUCUGAACACAUCGUUGCUUUCCAUCGACAAAAAGGGUUUUGGGGGAACAAGGAUCAGCACCGUUGUUCCCUACACCACUCUGGAGACCUCCAUAUAUGAAGCUGUAACCGACGCUUUUCUCACUGAAGCUACUUCCACCGGAUUCAUCAGGGAGGCACCCGUUUCGCCUUUCGAGGUGUGCAUCAGAGCAAAUGUUCCAGGGAUUGGACCUGAUGAUCAUGUUCCUAAGCUUGAUCUUGUCCUGCAGAGUGAGAGUGUGUACUGGAGGUUCGAACAUCGGAACUCAAUGGUGACGGUUGGAGAUAGUGUGUUGUGUUUGGGAAUGUUGGAUGGAGGUUUGAAGCCUGAAACUUCCAUUGUUAUCGGCGGGCAUCAGUUGGAGGACAACCUUCUGCAAUUCGACCUCAGGGGCUCCAAGCUUGGGUUUAGCUCAUUGCUCUCCUCUGCUGCUACGUGUUCUAGCUUCAACUUCACACGUAGUGCUGCUUGGCAUUAACUUUAGGUCCUCAUAUUCUGUGACAUGUUUCAUUUAUGUUUUCUGGUGUGCGUCAUUGCUUGGUCAUGUGAAUUUCCACAGGACAAAACCCACAUUUUUAA